AGUCUCGCUUAUUAUAUUCACCAAACUCACAUCAACACUAAAAGCUCAUCACACUUCUUGUGGCUUUCUCUUUACACCUCUUCAUUGCUUUCAUAACCAACAAAAAAAAUCAAUGAUGUCUUUUGUCGCAAACUUGGCCAUCAAGAGUUUGGACCGUGCUUCCGCGGUGUAUGUUGAAGAUGUGGUGGAUAGUUCUCGAGUGGCAUAUGGAGAAAAUGGUGGUGAUGACGAUGACAGUGGCUACGAUUAUGCUCCUGCUGCGUGAUUGUCUCCUAUUAGUACAUAAUUGUAAUUCAGGAGGAAAAAGAAAAGAGAGUAAGGUAAUUUAGAUAUCUAGCUAGGCCAUGUAUGUACUCAAUAUAUAGUGUGGUGACUGGUGAGUCUCUAAUAGAUUAAUAAAUAUCGUUUCCACAGAUGUUUACUUGUGUCAGCUAUCCAAUAAAAAAAAAGAUGUUUACUUGUGUCAGCUAUCCAAUAAAAAAAAAGAUGUUUACUUGUGUC
This is a messenger RNA of Arabidopsis lyrata subsp. lyrata, 501 nucleotides long. RefSeq lists its product as uncharacterized. NCBI's taxonomy places the organism in Eukaryota, Viridiplantae, Streptophyta, Magnoliopsida, Brassicales, Brassicaceae. The coding region runs from base 113 to 265 and encodes 50 amino acids. The transcript has a single exon. The record is from RefSeq and is a predicted model, not a curated record.